Molecule: messenger RNA, 2939 nt
Organism: Cydia strobilella
Lineage: Eukaryota; Metazoa; Arthropoda; Insecta; Lepidoptera; Tortricidae
Product: inactive peptidyl-prolyl cis-trans isomerase shutdown-like
Exons: 4
Coding region: 253-1581 (442 amino acids)
Biological process (GO): spermatogenesis; piRNA processing
Cellular component (GO): cytoplasm
Molecular function (GO): Hsp90 protein binding; peptidyl-prolyl cis-trans isomerase activity
Source: RefSeq, a predicted model, not a curated record
CGCUGUAGUUUAUGUACGGUAGAUAUGAAAACGGAUUAUAUCGCGUAUAUUAUAUUGAAUUUAUAAUACAUCCCGACGUUUCGAACCCUUUACAGCGUUCGUGGUCAAUUAGUCGUCUUGCUUAACUUGCUUUUGCUUUGCCAACUGCUAACAUUGUUUAUUGUUCUGUGUUCGCGUUAUUGGAAAAUAAUUUGUAAUUAAUCAAUUCGAAAUAAAAAUACAUUUCGGGAUAUUAUAUCAAUUCAUAUUAAAAUGCCAACAAACACUUCAAUGCCAUGUAUUGCUUUAGAAAACGGAUUGGAUUUGAGACAACUCUGUACAACAGGUUCAGACCUUCACAUAAAUAACGAUUUAGAAGAGGGUGACGGUUUCGAGACUGAGAGAGAAGAUGCUAGAACUUUUGACCAUAUUGGGCAACCUGUAAAGUGUGUGAAAACCUUAGAGCAGCAAUUGACUCCUGUGGAUUCGGAUGGAUGUGUCAAAAAGAAGAUCAUUGACCAAGGAGGUGGUUUCCCACUUCACGAGGGGUGCACAGUACAUAUAGCAUAUACUGGGUUCUGGGAAGAUGUAGAAGAACCAUUUGAUGUUCGGAAAAUGCACAAGCCAUUGGUAGUGGACUUAAAGGACAAUGACUUGUUGCCAGGCCUACAAAUUGCUGUCAACUCAAUGCUAGUUGGGGAAAUGUCAGUUUUCCUUCUAUCUUACAAAGUUAUGUUCGGGGAGUUUGGGGUCCCGCCUCGGAUUAAACCAAAAGCGGACUGUGUAUUCUACAUCAAACUCAUUAAGAGUAUUCUGACUCCUGUUGAAGGCGAUAUAAACUACACAGAGCCCAACAUGUUUAAGCGGGUUUUCACACAAGUAACAAAACUCUACAGUUCAGGUGUAACGUUACACAAAUCCAAAAAUACAGUGGCCGCAGUAAACCUUUUCAGGAAAUCAAUAGCCAUGCUGCACAAAUGUCGGUUAGCUGAUGAAGAAGAGGAGAAAAAACAAGAGAAAAUGCUGGUAAAGUUGUAUUUGAAUCUGGCUAUUUGCUCUAAUGCUUUGGAACAGCCGUUGAAGGCUUGCAUUGCUUGCAAUGAGCUCAACAGACUGGAAAACCUCUGGAACAACAGUAAAGCUCUCUUCCAAAAUGCUAAAGCUUUACGAAUGAUCGGUCAGUAUGACGCAGCAAAAAAAAGACUGCUAAGAGCACAGAAGUUAUGUCCAGAUAAAAAUGAAAUAAAAGAAGAAUUACUGUUACUCGAGAAAACUAGAACUAUAUGUGAUCAAAACAAAUUGAUAGCUAAGAAUUUCGUUCACCCGUCUCUGGAAUUAGUGAGCGAAGAUUUUAAAAAAGAGGUGGAUACUUUGAUAAAGGAUUUCAAAGAGAAUGUCAAUUUGUGCAAACUGACACUGCCGGGUGGUUUAAAUGCUGUAGAAAUAAAAUAUGUAAAGGAGGCUUGCGUAAGAGAAAACUUGUUUUGCAGUAGGAUAGAGAAGGACUUUGCGUUAGAUAAAACUAAUGAAAAAGAAAAUGAUGAGGGUGAAGAACCACUAGAUUUGUCAGUUAGCCCGGACAGCAAUACCAGUGAAUCGUAAUGGUAGGUAUAUUUUUGUAUGUCAAGCAUAAUUACCCUUCGCGACGCCAAUGACGGAUAUAUCCGAACCGCAGGUCCAACGCCAAUGACGGAUUAAUCCGUCACAGACUACAGAGCAACAUAGACCUUGUUUUCUUCCUCUUCCUCAGCACAGAAUAAAUAAUAGUACUACUGUACCGAAAAGACACUUCGUACAAAACCGAAGUUUGACAGCGAUUCAGGGACGAAUCAUGCUGUCCCUAUCUAAUGUAUGGCACUAUCCCUUUCGGCUGUUUAGGGUUGUCAAAAUUCAAGUCAUUAUCUGUGGUCGUGCACGCAAAGGGACGUCAAGUUGUGCCAACCCUAAUAAUUGCUCGGAGCAAUGCUGAGCCGAACAAACGAACGGAGCCGAGAAUGCCCGAAAGGAGGCGUGUCGCCCCACUGUCUUCGGCUAGCCGACAUUUCUACAGCAUGGCUAUAUUGGCUAUUGACUUUCUGAAAAGGUGGACCAAAGAGGAUAUAACAAGAUAGAGCGGUACUGUCAUAGUAAAUUUUGUAACCACUGUAAAUUCACUGCCAUCUAUCGACAUACUUUAAAACUAAAAAUGAAGAUUUAUAAAAAUACGUUAAAAUGUAUUUAAAUAUGGAUAAUUGAUUUUUUUAUUUGCAUUAAUUAUUUUUAAGUAUAUGAUUGUGACCCAUGUCCUUUAACGGAUAUGCGUUAAAAUUAUAAAUGACAAACGAAACCGUCAACGCCCUCUAUACGAGAAUAGGCCAAAGCUAGUGGCGCCAUCUGAUCGAGAAUCAAAUUUUCGUGAUUUUCGAGACACGUUUUUUCCUUAGACUGUAUCCAUCUAUUACGGAGUUAUAUCUAUCUUUGGGUGGACUGUGGCCCAUGGGAUACAUAUUAUUGAAAUUCAUAAGACAACCUAAUAUUAUAUUAUGUUUGUAUUUUUAUUAUUAAAUUAAAUUAAAAAUUAAAAUAAUAAUAAUAUGUAAGUAGUUUGAUAUCCACAAAUUGUCAAAAAAAAUGCUACUUGUAAAUUCAGAUUCAUAAAAGAUUUACCAUUUAAAGUAUAAUAAAAAGAAUAUAGUUCAUUUACCAUAUUAUGCAUCACCACUUUUUAUCGGGGACAGUCCUUAGUCCACUGAAAACAUGCAAUAAUAAAUAUUAUGUAUAUAUCUAAAUCAAAAACUUUAUAGGGAGCGUGCGUGAGCUCCAGUUUAUUUUGACAAGUUUAAGUUUUCCAUUUAGCCAGACCUCGAGAGGAAUCUCGAUACUAUUGUUUAUGUAUUCUACAAAAUUCUAGAGGCUGAUAUUGAUUUCACUAUUUUGUAUUCCAAUUAAGUCCUUUAUUCAUAAAUACUUUGUUAAACUAC